AUGUCUCUCUACCUCUCAAGUGCCUUAUGCGUCACCUCAAGUGCCUCAUGCGUCCUCCUGAGCACCAGCAACACUGCAGGAACUCUUCCUGCUACUUUCUGCUUGCUUCCUUCUUCUUCCUUGCAUCUUUUGAUCGCUGUAAAUCAUGUUCUCCCCAGAUCUAUUGCGAAUGCGGUGGUAGGUGUGGCUGCAAUGGUGCUUCUUCAGGUGGCAGUUGUUAGGCUCAUGGGUUGCUUUAAGGUUUCAGUUAUGUUCGGUAUGUAA
Messenger RNA from Prunus armeniaca (apricot), 264 nucleotides. Lineage: Eukaryota; Viridiplantae; Streptophyta; Magnoliopsida; Rosales; Rosaceae. The record is from the annotation of a GenBank genome assembly.